Cimex lectularius (bed bug) is the source of this 921-nucleotide messenger RNA. RefSeq names its product merozoite surface antigen 2-like. Lineage: Eukaryota; Metazoa; Arthropoda; Insecta; Hemiptera; Cimicidae. The record is from RefSeq and is a predicted model, not a curated record. The transcript has 4 exons. The coding region runs from base 321 to 866 and encodes 181 amino acids.
AUAACAGUUGUUCCAAUUAUUCCUCCUACAUAUGUCUUUCGACAUAGAAAUUACAACAAAAAUGUUUAUGUUCUAAAUUGGCCUUCUCAAGGUUCGUGUAAGCGCAAGCAAUCGUAAUCCUAAAGUAUCGAGAUGCAGCACAACGAGGUCAUCUGCCACGCCACAGGCGAAAGACGGAUGAAUUACCUCAACCAAAUCAAAUGCAUCCUCGACAAACUGGACGUGACGCCAUGUUUAGGAGACCCCCGAGAAGCUUGCAAAAUUGAUUGUUGUGCUUGCCCACCGCCUUGCCCAAAGCCUUGCAAUUACUACUGCCCUCCAUGCUACUAUCCGCCACCUUGUUAUCCAUGCUACAGUGUUCAAUACCCUGGAUGCUACAGUGGAUGUUGGUGAAAAAUGUAAUUUGUGGUUAUAUGAUCGUUAGUUUACAGACUCAGCUGAUCAAAUUCUCAAAUAGAACACAUGACAGCUUCAAUUCAAAUGCACUAAACGUGUCAAGCAAGCACGACCGUUUUCAAGAGCUAGUUGCACAUUGCCGAGUUUUUUUGCAAGAAGAGAAUUUGAUUGCAAAAAUGGGGCGUGGUAGCAUCAACAGCAUAGGGAACGGGAACGGAAACGGGAAUGGAAACGGCCAUGGGUACGGAAAUGGAAAUGGAUAUGGAAAUGGAAACGGACACGGUGGAUCGCCAGCGCAGAGAGGAGGCUGCGGUAAUGGAGGAGGAGGAGGUAGAAGAGAGUGUUGUUACCCAGAUGUAGGAGCGUACUGCUGCACGCCUUGGUAUUGCCCACCGAACAGGCCGACGGAAUAUCCCCCUCCGAUAUUUAUCCCAUACAGAGUAGAUUGGUACACGGGUAGACUCUGUUGACGAGCCUUGAAGGAAUACGGUUUAAUCUAAAAAACCAAAUAAAAAUUGUAAAAUA